UUAUUUUUUAUAGAUGUCCCGCGUGUCCAUCCCCGUGGCCCGUGGUCCGUGAAUGUGUGAAGUUGACCCAGAUCCUUGUCAGUGCGCGGUCAAGUUCCAUAUUCAUUAAGUCAUUCAUGAUUUGCUAAUGAAAUUACAAUGAAAUAACUAAUGAAUUGACAACACUGUUUAUCAGCUAUGUACAAUUUGCAGUUAAAUCGCUGCAACUAGAAAUUGUUUUACCGUACAAAAUACGAUACUAGCGCCAUCUAGCGUUGGAUUAUUGGAACUUGAAAGCCACGUCGAUUUCGUCUUCGAUGUGUCGUGGGCCGGUUUGUUUUGGGGCCGUCAAAGUAUUAUAAAUCGAACAAUGAAUAUUUUUCGGCUUGCUGGUGACUUGUCCCAUCUUCUAGCUAUUAUCAUUCUUCUCUUGAAAAUAUGGAAGACCAGGUCUUGUGCUGGUAUCUCGGGCCGAUCUCAGAUCCUGUUUUUGGUGACCUAUGUGGCCCGCUACCUGGACCUGCUGACCAACUUCGUGUCGGUCUACAACACCGCCAUGAAGGUGUUCUUCAUCGCCGCGUCCGCUGCCACCGUCUACCUUAUGCUCUUCAAGUUCAAGGCCACAUACGAUCACAACCAUGAUACGCUGAGGGUGGAGUUCCUGAUCGCGCCGUGUGCUCUGCUGGCUCUGGUAGUAAACCACGACUUCACACCGCUGGAGAUCCUGUGGACGUUCAGCAUCUACCUGGAGUCGGUGGCCAUCCUGCCGCAGCUGUUCAUGGUCUCCAAGACGGGCGAAGCAGAGACCAUCACCAGCCACUACCUGUUCGCGCUCGGCUCCUACCGCGCUCUCUACAUUCUCAACUGGAUCUACCGCUACUACUUUGACAACUUCUUCGACCUGAUCGCCAUCGUGGCCGGCGUGGUGCAGACGGUGCUCUACUGCGACUUUUUCUAUCUCUACAUCACCAAAGUUCUGAAGGGCAAGAAGAUCGUGUUACCUGCUUGAGUUCGCCGAGAUGCUAAAUAAAGGGCGCUGCUGCAGCCCACAUGACGUCAUUGGCGUGUGCGAUCGGCGCGUGACGUCACCGGUGUGCGCGGCCGGCGUAUGACGUCAUUGGCGACGGCCGGUCACAGAGUGAAGCUAGUGACCGACUCCGGUCGGCGAGCGGGCCAUCUCGGCAGAUCGCCGGUGUUCUGCGGCCGGGCGAGUGGCGCGCGCCUGAGCUUGUGUGAGACGCCGCUGCUGUCGCCGUUCUCUGAACCCCUCCCCACACUCCGCUGUCGGCAUUAAACCCGGCCCGGCCGGCAGAGCGGAGCCGUGAGCGUCGUUUGUUUGUGUGUAUUUAACUGGUCGACGGGCGCUGACUCGCCGUGGCCGGCACGGUUUUAUGGUGAGCGGCUGGACGGCGGUACCGUGCACUAUCCGCCGCCGCGCUCCGCCGCCUGCGUUAUUCCACAGUUGCGUUACUAAGAAGGCUUUGACUGAGGGUGCGUCGAACUGACUGGAGAGAGAACAUUCGGUGUGAGGAAGAUUCUUAUUAAAAAACGGGGUUAAAGUGA
Amphibalanus amphitrite is the source of this 1542-nucleotide messenger RNA. It is a transcript of the gene KdelR, whose product is annotated as ER lumen protein-retaining receptor-like. Lineage: Eukaryota; Metazoa; Arthropoda; Thecostraca; Balanomorpha; Balanidae. Bases 350 to 988 code for a protein of 212 amino acids. The transcript is spliced from 6 exons. The record is from RefSeq and is a predicted model, not a curated record. Gene Ontology annotation, biological process: endoplasmic reticulum to Golgi vesicle-mediated transport; protein retention in ER lumen. Gene Ontology annotation, cellular component: cis-Golgi network; endoplasmic reticulum; membrane. Gene Ontology annotation, molecular function: ER lumen protein retrieval receptor activity.